AUGAAUACAGUCGAACCGGAAUGCAACGAGGAAAAAGCUUCCCCCACCACCAGCGUCGUGUUCGAGGCUUCCACUCAAACCCCUACCAACGAAGUUUGCGAGUCGCCCCUGUUCACACAGAAAGGAUACUGCCUGAAGACCACGGGUCACAGCCACCAAGCCUUGACGAACAUACACAGGAUGAGGCAGCACGGUCAGCUCUGUGAUGUUACGUUAAAAAUAGGAUUAGAAAAAUUUAAAGCCCAUAAGGUCGUUCUAGCGUCUGUUAGUCCAUAUUUUUUUGCUAUGUUCAACGGUGACAUGAAAGAACAUAGUUUGCCGGUGAUAGAGAUCCACGACAUGGACCCAACAGCUAUAAAUUUACUGUUGGAUUACUCAUAUACUGGUCAAAUAACAAUCACAGCAGAUAACGUGCAAGUUCUGCUACCUGCUAGUGGCCUUCUACAAAUGAACGAGGUUAGGGAAGCUUGCUGUCGUUUUUUACUCAGACAGUUACACCCUACUAACUGCCUCGGGAUCAGAAGUUUCGCAGACACACAUUCAUGUAAAGAGCUUCAUCUAAAGUCCCACGUAUACGCCCUACAAAACUUCCAACAAGUGGUUGGAACAGAGGAGUUCCUUCUGCUACCGUUUGACGAGGUAAACGAAUUGAUCUCAAACAGUCAACUGAACAUCUCCUCAGAAGAAGACGUGUUUUCGGCAGUUCUAAACUGGGUGAAACACGAUCUAGCUGAAAGAAGCCAGUACAUUUCAAGGUUGAUGCAACACGUUAGGUUACCUCUGGUAAACAGAGAGUUCCUAAUGACCAGAGUGGACAACGAGAAGUUGAUCAGGGAAAACAGUGAGUGUCGGGAGCUUUUGCUAGAAGCUAUGAGGUACCAUUUGGCGCCUGAAAGGAGAUGCGCGUUAACUACCACAAGAACCAUGGAGAGAAAACCACAGGGGGCGGAACCGUACCUAUUCGCAGUUGGUGGUGGUUCCUUGUUUGCUAUACACUCAGAAUGUGAAGUAUACAACCCCAGGACUGACUCUUGGUCCGCCGUAGCUCCGAUGCAGUGGCGGAGGUCAAGAUCGGGUGUAACAGGACUUAGAAGACUUCUAUAUGUUGUAGGAGGGUAUGACGGAGCUUCAGAUUUAGCUUCUGCAGAGUAUUACAACCCUUUGAACAACACCUGGUCAUCCAUAACCCCUAUGGGAACAAAAAGAUCUUGUCUAGGAAUUUGCUCUUUUGACGGCCUUAUAUACGUUUGCGGAGGGUACGACGGUGCAUCCUGCUUGAGUUCCAUGGAACGUUUCGACCCUUUGACGGGGAUCUGGUGUAGUUGUCCCGCCAUGAACACCAGGAGACGUUAUUGUAGGAUAGCCGUCGUGGAGAAUUGUAUUUAUGCCUUGGGUGGUUUUGAUUCCACCAACUACCAAGCCUCAGUCGAACGUUUUGAUCCAAGAGAAGGCACGUGGAAUGCAGUGCCAUCUAUGUCGUCCAGGAGAAGUAGUUGUGGAGUAGCAGCCCUUAAUAGUCACUUGUAUUGUAUAGGAGGUAACGAUGGCACUAUGUGCAUGUCUAGCGGCGAGCGGUUCAACGUGAGAAGGAAUGCAUGGGAGCCAAUCACGUCAAUGAACAAUAGAAGAUCCACGCACGAGGUAGUGGCCAUAGACGACUUCAUAUAUGCUAUUGGCGGGAACGAUGGGUCUUCCAGUCUGAAUGCUGUGGAACAAUACGACCCCAAGACUAACAAGUGGCUGGUGGUGUGUUCUAUGAGUACCAGAAGGAGCUCUGUGGGUGCCGCCGUCUUGGACUGUAUCAAUAUCGAGCACGUGCUGAGGCAGACGAGACACAGUUGAUACAGAUUAUCUAUGUAGGGAAAUUAUUCUAGUUGCUAUUCUUGGAUUAUGUUGUAAGGCGACAACACAGUUUUUUAAAUGGCGAGGAUAUAACGAAUUCAAUCUUGGGUAUUUACGUCAUUGAGCGCCAUCUAUUGAAAAUACUGUGAAAUGUAAAACAACAUGAAAACAAAAGACGGUGGUGGAUGGUGCUCACUGAUUUUAUAAAUUGUAUAUAUAUCUCUCGACAAUUACGAAUAUUUGGAAGUGAAACUAAAGAUUAUUAAUUUGUUUUAUUCAAUUGAAUCCAUUGGGCUUUCACGUAAUUUUUGUAAGGGUGUUUAUCAUCUAAGGGGGUCUAAAAAGUGUAACGAAUAAAAUGCUUUAAGUAAAAAUUAUAUCUGAAUGUGGCUUCAAUCUAAAGUCAAUGUUGUUGCUUUUUGUAAAAUCUACAACAAUACUUUUCUGUGAUAAUGAAGUAUUCAAAAGUAAUAGGGAACCAAGUUAUAUUUGUAACAAUUAUCGUUUUCAUACGGUUGUUCUAUUUUAGGGAGUAAAUCUAGGUGUAGAAUAGGGCCUAAGUAGAUAGGCAUAGAGAGUGUAUUGUUUUUAUUAUAUAUUGCAAAUGAUUGGUGAUUUUCAUUGUAAAUGUAACAUGUUGGAUUGUAAG
Anoplophora glabripennis (Asian longhorned beetle) is the source of this 2491-nucleotide messenger RNA. RefSeq names its product kelch-like protein 17. The transcript has 12 exons. The record is from RefSeq and is a predicted model, not a curated record. NCBI's taxonomy places the organism in Eukaryota, Metazoa, Arthropoda, Insecta, Coleoptera, Cerambycidae. The coding region runs from base 1 to 1842 and encodes 613 amino acids. Gene Ontology annotation, molecular function: protein binding.